Messenger RNA from Notodromas monacha, 1535 nucleotides. Lineage: Eukaryota; Metazoa; Arthropoda; Ostracoda; Podocopida; Cyprididae. The record is from the annotation of a GenBank genome assembly.
AACUGACGUUGUUUAGGUUGACGAUUAUUCUUAUUAAAUCUCUCAUGUACUCUGCGGCUUGUUCAAAUGUCCCGUUUGGAUAUGAGUGUUCUCCUUGGAUGAAUGCUUUGAAUGAAUUUCGACGACAGGGAGACGAACUUCUAGCUCUGAAUUUCCAAGCGGAUUUGUCCAAGAGACUUUGGCCGAACGGGAUCCUGUACUACGAAUUUGCUGCAGGAUCUGAAAUUGAUGAAAGAGUGUGGAGAGAUGCUGUCAAGGAGAUAGAGUUCAAAACAUGCUUGAGAGUUGCUCCACGGAACGGAGACACGAAUAUUUUGAGUUACGUUUAUGUCUCAACAGAUCAGGCUGGGUGCUGGGCUGAAGUGGGAUACACAGCUUCAUACACAUCCGUUCUGAAUCUUGAAGCCGGGGCUUGUUGGUUUAAAGGAACCAUCGUCCACGAACUUCUUCAUUCUUUUGGUUUCCUCCACGAACAUCAACGAGCCGAUAGAGAUAAUUACAUUCUAGUGAAAUUUGAAAACGUUGAAACGGAAAGCAUAUCAUCCUUCGACAUACUUCCAAAUACCGACGCACACGAUGGAAAGUAUGGAUACGACCUGGAUUCCAUAAUGCAUUACGACUCUUUCGCAUUUGCAAAAACCGAUCCCGCGACAGGAUUGGAAUUACAAACAAUUGUUGUAAAGGCUGAUCCGAAUCGAAUCAUUCGUUAUCCAAAAAAACUGUCGCCGGGUAACGUAGAGGAAAUUCAUCUGAAACCAAGUUCAAACCUGGAAAAUAUUUCCAAACUUCGAGCGAGGGAUCCUAUGAUAAACUCAGGGUUGGUCAGUGAAGAAAUGCUUCUCAAUUGUGAUGCUCCAAAUGCAACGGCUAAACCAAGUUCAAAACCGAGAGUACUGAGACGAUAUAGUGCUUCAGUCUUCAUGAUGAAGCGAACACUCAUGUCAACGGUAUUUCUCUCAAUUUUUCUCGUGCAAAAAGUGCAACUGAAAAAUAUUUCUGGAUUUUCCUCUCGGGACCCUUUGAUGAAUCCAGGCAUGGUCGGUGGAGACAUGAUCAUAAACUUCGGCGUUCCUAAUGCGACGUCUGGGGCAGACGAAUCUCCGGCGUACAUCUUUCAGGCUUCGUUGGCCAAUUCGCGUUGGCCAAGUGGUGUCUUACACUACGAAUUUAAAAUCGGUGCAAAAACCAAUAAAACAGCUUGGGAUGAAGCAGUGAAUGAAAUCGAGUCCAAGACUUGCCUCCGAAUCUUGCCACGGAAUGACGACAUAACCAUCACCAGUUUUGUGUCCAUAUCCACCAACCAACAGGGGUGCUGGUCUGAAGUGGGGCGAAAACUAUUUUCCUCUAUGCUCAAUCUUGAAGCAGACGUCUGUUGGUCUAAAGGAACAAUACUCCAUGAACUUCUUCAUGCAUUCGGGUUCCUCCAUGAACAUCAACGAAGCGACAGGGAUUCCUACAUUACAGUGAAAAUAGAAAACGUUGAAGACGCCCGGGGCUUGUCAUCUGCAACGUUGGGAACUUCCGCCGAAUUGCGG